AGAAAGGACCAUUCCUGACACGCCUGAUGAUUAUGUGAACAUUUAUACUGGGUGCUGGGAUAAUGAGCCAGAUAAUCGUCCAUCAAUGAAUCAAUUAGUUGAUAAAUUAAAUUCAAUUGUAUCGAAAACAAACAUAAAAGAAAAUAAUCAAAUGAAUAAUUACGCAUCAAAUAACUUCGAAGCUGUUUCUAAC
This is a messenger RNA of Funneliformis geosporum, 193 nucleotides long. Lineage: Eukaryota; Fungi; Glomeromycota; Glomeromycetes; Glomerales; Glomeraceae. The record is from the annotation of a GenBank genome assembly.